Molecule: messenger RNA, 7289 nt
Organism: Lynx canadensis (Canada lynx)
Lineage: Eukaryota; Metazoa; Chordata; Mammalia; Carnivora; Felidae
Gene: TSC22D2
Product: TSC22 domain family member 2
Exons: 4
Coding region: 87-2450 (787 amino acids)
Biological process (GO): regulation of transcription by RNA polymerase II
Source: RefSeq, a predicted model, not a curated record
UUGGGGGCCCCUGCUCUGCCCUUCCUGGUUUCCGGCAAGAUCGCAGAGGAGCCGGCGUGCCUCUCUGCCCUCCAGCCUUCCUCACCAUGUCCAAGAUGCCGGCCAAGAAGAAGAGCUGCUUCCAGAUCACUAGUGUCACCACGGCCCAGGUGGCCACUAGCAUCACCGAGGACACCGAGAGCCUGGACGACCCGGACGAGUCACGUACGGAGGACGUCUCCUCCGAGAUAUUCGACGUCUCUCGGGCCACGGAUUAUGGCCCUGAGGAGGUCUGUGAGCGCAGCUCCUCGGAAGAGACGCUCAACAAUGUUGGGGAUGCGGAGACUCCCGGGACCGUCUCCCCAAACCUCCUCCUGGACGGGCAGCUGGCGGCCGCGGCGGCUGCUCCCGCCAACGGAGGAGGAGCCGUUUCGGCCCGGAGCGUGGCUGGGGCGCUGGCCAGUACCGCGGCGGCGGCGGCCGCCACCUCGGCCCCCUCCGCGGGAGCACCCGGCGGUCCCCCGGUCGCGGGCUCGUCUGCCGGGCCAGGGACUGCGGCCCCAUCGCAGCCCCCCACCACUUGUAGUUCCCGAUUUCGCGUGAUCAAGCUGGACCACGGGAGCGGGGAGCCCUACCGACGCGGCCGAUGGACGUGUAUGGAAUACUAUGAGCGGGAUUCGGACAGCAGCGUCCUGACCAGGUCCGGGGAUUGCAUUAGACACAGCAGUACUUUUGACCAGACUGCGGAGCGGGACAGCGGCCUGGGCGCCACCGGAGGGUCGGUGGUGGUGGUGGUGGCCUCCAUGCCGGGGGCGCACGGGCCCGACUCGGGAACUGACAGUUCCUUGACUGCUGUGUCACAGCUACCCCCGUCGGAGAAAAUGAGCCAGCCCGCCCCGGCCCAGCCGCAGAGUUUUGGCGUUGGGCAGCCACAGCCACCGCCGCCCGUAGGUGGGGCUGUGGUUCAAAGCGCGGCUCCAGUGCCGCCGUUCCCGGGAGCCGCGGCCGGGCCGCAGCAGAUGAUGGCAGCCCCGCAGCCCAGCCAGCCCCAGGGAGCCGGCCCCGGCGUCCUCCCGCAGGGGCCCAACGGACAGGGUCUGCCGCUGACGAAUGUAACCCUGACGCAGCCCGGCGUGCCCCUGCCGCCGCAGCCCGGCCCGACCCUCGGAGCGCCAGCGACGCAGCAGCCUCCGCAGUUCGCGUACCCCCAGCCUCCGCUCCCGCCCGGGCAUUUGCUGCCCGUCCAGCCCACGGGGCAGAGUGAGUACCUACAGCCGCACGUGGCCGGCCUGCAGCCGCCAAGCCCUGCUCAGCCCUCGUCCACCGGCGCCGGAGCGAGCCUCGCCACGCCUGCCAGCCUGCCGGUGGGCACCGGCCAGAAUGCCUCCACGGUGGGUGCGCAGAUAAUAGGCGCGUCUUCCCUGCCCGGUGAAGCCGUGGCUCCGGGGCCGGGACCCGCGCAGGGCGGGCAGGCCGCGCCUGGUCAACCGGCUGGAGUGCCCCUGGCCGCUGUAGGAUGCGCGGUGCAGCCGGGCCUGGUUCCCCCUGGGACCGGGCAGCCCCAGUCCGUGCCUCCGCCGCAGAUGGGCGGCAGUGGUGCGCCGUCGGCCGUGCCUGGCGGCCCCCACGCCGUGCUGCCCGGAGUUCCAAACGUGCCUGCAGCCGUGCCCGCUCCAAGCGUGCCUAGUGUGUCUACCACCUCUGUUACUAUGCCAAAUGUACCCGCGCCUCUGGUCCAGUCGCAGCAGCUGAGCAGCCAUACGCCAGUCAGCAGGAGCGGCAGCGUAAUCCAGCAUGUUGGGCUGCCCUUAGCGCAAGGCACACCCAGUGUACCAACAAGUCUACCACAGUCUGACUUAAGCCAGUUUCAGACUCAGACCCAACCUUUAGUCGGGCAAGUUGACGAUACUAGAAGAAAAUCAGAACCCCUACCUCAACCACCACUUUCUCUCAUUGCUGAAAAUAAGCCUGUUGUGAAGCCUCCUGUUGCAGAUGCCCUGGCAAACCCCCUUCAGUUAACACCUAUGAACAGUUUGGCCACCUCUGUAUUCAGCAUAGCUAUUCCUGUUGAUGGUGAUGAAGACAGGAAUCCUUCAACUGCUUUCUACCAAGCGUUCCAUUUGAACACGUUUCAGGAAUCAAAGAACCUCUGGGAUAGUGCAUCUGGGGGAGGUGGUGUAGCCAUUGACAACAAAAUAGAACAAGCAAUGGAUCUGGUGAAAAGCCAUUUGAUGUAUGCAGUAAGAGAAGAAGUGGAAGUUCUAAAGGAACAAAUAAAAGAAUUAGUUGAAAGAAACUCUUUACUUGAACGAGAAAAUGCACUGUUAAAAUCUCUUUCAAACAAUGAUCAAUUAUCCCAACUCCCAGCCCAACAGGCCAAUCCUGGUAGCACUUCUCAACAACAAGCAGUGAUAGCACAGCCUCCGCAGCCAACGCAACCUCCACAGCAGCCGAAUGUCUCCUCAGCAUAAAGCUUUCUUGCCUCAUUAAGAAAAAAACUGAAAGCAAUCUAUCCUUGUGUGCCACUGGUAUUCUUUCCACUUUAUACGAAAGCAAGUAGCCAUGCUUCGGUUGUGUGUUUGGCCUUUUCAGUAUUAGACAAUCAUUCUACAGGAGCUUUUCCUCUCUUUGAGAUGUCAUGCAGCGCUGUUGAUGUCCAGUUUUAUGUCAUCAGUACACAAGGAGAAUAAUAGGUGGGGUUUAUUAAAGCAAGCCGAGUCUGCAUUUUACCUGGUGCGCAUGAGUGGGGUCUUUUCAGAGCUUUGGUGGCUCUCCCAUGUUUCCUAUUACCCGUGGAUUUACCCUGAGCCUUCCUCGCACAUUAUAAAUAACAGUUCAUCUAAAGAGCCACUUUUCUUUCAAUAUCAGUAACAUUUGCCUACGUAAGUUUUCAUUUAUUUGUGUUUUAUUUAUUACAGGGCUGCUAUUUUCAUAAUGUACAUGAACAAUGUCACAGAACUUUUUUAAUUUUUUUGAAUAAUUAUAAGUAUCAGUAAAGGAUUUGAAAGACAGGAUUGCAUUUAAUAGAUAAAAUGUUUAGGCAAUAAUUGAACAAAAGAAUCCUGGCGUAUUUCUAACACUAAUGGCAAUUUACCUUCGGUAUUUAUUUUCAGUAGUAAAGACCCAGCUUGAAUGUAAAUUUUGUAUAGUGUAAGUAUGAAGAACAUAGUGCAACUGUACAGGUAGUCACCAGUUAUUGUGAUAUAAUAAAUAAUUGGGCUAUUUUGAUGAAGAAAACUUUGUUCAUUUGUUUCUACUUUCUAAUAGAGAAAUUGCCACGAUUCCUCUGCUUUUUGACAUUUCGUAUGACUUUCUUUUUUCGGGUGGGAAUAAAAAGCUGUGAAAUUGUUCAACCUACUUUGUAACCAAAGAAGCAAAGCUGUGUAAUGGAGUUUUUUUUUUAUAAUGCACAUUCUUUAUGUAUUUUUAUUUAGUGUUUUCUCGGUCACAAUUUUCUUUGCUGUCUAGCAUGAUCUGCAUGACCUAUAAUCUUUGAACCACUUUCGUACCUCAUGUUUUUAUCCAGCACUCUUAUUGUAAUAUGUACUAGUCUGUGAACAAUGUCAAAUAAAAGAACGAACAGGUAGUAUGGUGGAGCUGAGCUAGUGUCCCAUACACUAGUUGUAAAAAAAAAAAAAAAAAAAAAAAAAUGAAGUGAGCCAUCUUUUGUUCAUUUAAAAUGGUGUUUUGAAUUUCGUAUGCAGAAAACGUUUUGUUACAUUGCAGAUUUUAAUGUAUUUAAUAAAUGCAACAUGCAGAUUAAGUGCAGUGUAUACUGAGUAUUUAAAUUAAAAUGUACAUUUCAUAAAUACAGUUUCAAGAGAAAGCAUCAUUUUGUGUAUACUAACACAUUAAGUGUAUGUCAGAAAUUGAUGUAUAAAUAUAUAUUUUAACACAUUUUCUGAAAUUAAACUGCAGUUUUGUUGAAAUAUUUGGCUCUAUAUGUGUUCAAAAUUUAAUUUGAUUAGAUUUGUAUUUUCACAGUUCAAGAUAUUCCUUAAAUGAAAACCUGUGUUCUUAAUGAUUUAAUGAUAGUUCUUAAAUUUUCAAAGUAAAAUAAUUUAAAGAAUGCAAGAAUGGUGAGCAAUAUUUGUACUCAAGAUUCAUAUUAUGUCAGUGACCUUUAAGUAAGAAAUCCUUGUCUACCAAAACUUUUACUUGAAUUCAGAAAGGUGCCUGUAGAAAACUUAACAUGCUGUGUGUCUAUAGCCAGCUAGCUAAUCAGGAGUUAAUGGGAACCAAUAGUUAGCUCUCUGCGUUGUUAAAAGAGGAUAAAUAACUGUUCUUUGUCUAUUUAAAAUUAAAACUUCAUCAGAUUUAGCCACAAAGGAAAUGCAUAAAAUUGGGGUGUAUGUAGGAUUACCAAAUAUUUUAUGUUCUAGUUGUGCUGGACGAUACAUUGUUGAAUAUAAACAAAAUUUUAAUGUUAAUGAAUAAUAUGAGAAAAAACUAAGGAACUAAGGACAUAAGCUUGAGAAGUAAUCCUGUAGGUGUGGAACAAGAUUCUAAGUAGAGUCACCACCAGUGCGUUAGGAAAUGAAACUUCCGUGUUGGAAUGUCAAUCACAAGGCUCACCAGGUGUGCUCCUCAAGUCCAAAAAAAGUGUGAUAUUUAAAACUGGCAGAGAAAAACCAGUAUUAGAAAAGGUUGAGAUUUUUGUGAAAAUACAAAUUUUGGUUCUUGGGAUAGAAAAACACUUCAUAAAGUAAUAGUCACAAAGGAAAUGAUUGAUAAUGUUAAUUUAAAACGGUAAUUAAAAGCAAUUAUUACUAUUUUUGCAUUUAAAAAAAAAAAAAACCACCACAGUAGAAAAUAUGGGUAGUUCACAGAAGAAAUAAAUGGCAGUUUCUAAAGUUUCAGCCUCUAGUAACCUAAGAAAUGCAAAUUAAUAUUUAAUGAAUUGUUAUUUGUCUUUUAAAUAGCAGGACCUAAUGUAGAAAGGCAAACUUUCCUGUGUACUUCUAGAAAGUAAUUUGACAAUAUGUAUCAAGAGCCUUAAAUAUUAAUAAACUUUUCAGUUUAAUGACAUAAGAUAACUCAUGGUGCGGUGUUCAAAAGAUGCAAAAUUACAAUAGUGCUCGUCCUUUGCUCUCCCAUCCUUCUCCUUCCCAUUGGGUCCCCCUUCCCCUUACAUAACCCCCAAAACAGCUGUGAAAGGAAACCUUUACAUCCAAACCUACUCUCUUGAGGCACGCCCUCACCCCAAAGUCAGGGACAGACUUAAAGGUGGGAAAGCUUAACUUUUUUAGAAUAAAAUACACUGUAUUUGAGAACAACAUUGAGACAUUACCCCAAGUGAUCGGUUUGUUUAGAUCUUAAGUAAAUUUCAGUUUGACCUCAGAUUUAAGGUCUCUUAGUCCACAUAAUUGGAAUAUUUAUUGGGAUGCCAAUUUGGGGGGCACAGUCUUACAGGAAUGCCAUCUGUAAUUUUCUCUUGUAGACCAAAGUGCCACACAAGUUUUCUGUUGGUUUACCUUAACCAACCAGAAAAUCCUAGGUGAAGAAUUCGUUUCUGAUAAUGGCAAUAUGUCUGCAAUACAAACCGAACUUUCCCCAAAGAGAACUUAUUUUAAGUAGUUAACAGUGUGAUUUUACAGCUUGCUACACCCCUUCCCCAAAAAAGGCUUAUGAGGCGUUAAACAUGUUACUUUAACUCAUAGUUGUAUGUUCAAAAUAGCUGGAUAUUUCAAUUCUAUUAUAAAUGUUCUGGGAUAAGUAGAAGUAUUAAGGUGGAAUGCUUUGCCAUCAAGUCCCCAGAGAUAGGUAAUCACAACUGUCUUUAUCCACAAAGAAUUAUCACAGGUCAGAGAUGAUGAUGUUUCUCCAAAUUCAAACUGGUCACUCCUAGACCUUUUAAAAAAGAGCUGGGGGAAGUCCUCAAGAUUAGAGUAACUAAAAUACCUGUUCUUAGAUGGAAAUUCACCUCUGUAGAACUAGAAAUAAAAUAACAGCUAAUUUGGGGGGGGAAAUUUUUCAGAUGAUCUGAAGUGUAAUUUUUUUUAAAGGAGGCUCAGCGCAGGCACCUUGUGACUUGACUCAAUUCUCUUCAAUACUUGUAAAAGGACAAAGCCCAGGUCUAAAGAUUCACAGUUUGAGGACUUAGACAAACCAACAUGUACAAUGCAAUAGUGAAAACAUACAAAGAUGGAUUUGUCAGGGGAGGUUCCCUCACAGAGAUGACACCUGAUAAGGAAACAGUGCUCCAAAGUUUAAAGGAGAGCACAAACAAAACUCCUUGAAUUGUCACAGAAUUGUUUCCCAGGAGACAGACUCAGGCAAAGUCUGACUCACCAUAGUAGGUUGGCAGCUAGAACAAAAAUAACUUCCCGAAUGAUUUUAGGCAGUGGGAUUGUGACCAGAUAAGCAGUUUAGAAAAAUUAAUCAUUCUAGUUACCAAUGGGAGGUGAAUUGGUGGGCUGAAACUGGAAGUGGAGAAGUAAUUUAGGAGGUACAAUAAUCCAGAAUGAAUAGGCAAAAUUACAAAAUGAUAAAUAGGCAGGUUAGUGAUGCUCAUGAGGAAGUUUGUCUUGGGUCUUUCUAUACCAUUAUCCCCUCUACAAUGAACAUUCCAUUCCCAACAUCCGGUGUCUGUUCUUUCUGCUUCCAAAGAAAGAUCAGAGAACCCUAUGUCUUAGAAUGUUUUAGUCAAACUCUUCCUUCCAACAGCCAUAAUACUUCAGUGAAAUGAAAGUCUUUGUUUAAAGGAAUUUCAAGAAUUUAGCAAAAGGGUAGGGGGAAUGGAAGACCCCUGGCUUCACAUUUAUGCCUCUGUAAAUUCAGCCCUCUAGGUAAACCAAAUUUAGUUCCUUUAUGGUGACUAGAAUUAGAGUAUCCCAGAGCAUGAGUCCAAAUCCUGUCCCUCAAGGCUAUCCUUCCCCAAGAAGGAUAAUGUGAGUUCUGGCCCCAUUGCAGAUACUGAAACCCAAGUCAAAAUAGGUUUUGUUGGCUUCACCUUUUCAUUCUUUGACACAGUUCAAUUCAGAAGGCUUCUUUCUUCCCUGUAAGUCCCCUGCCUAAGCAAAAUAAUCUCUUCUCCCACCCCUUCCUGCCUCAAGCCUAGUAACCCAUGUUUCUAUUUUCUAGCAAUACUAACCUAAUGGCUUAUUAUUUAGUGACAUGUAUUUGCACCCUUUCAACAUUCUAGGAUGCAACUCUGUUACAUGUACUUCUAUGCCAAGUCACAGAAUUUCUAUAGCGAGAUCUGUUCUUUGAAUGUAUGUAUUCCUUUGUCAGUGGAGAAUAUCACUGUACAAGUGCUAUUUAAUGAUUUCCUUAGUGGGCUACAGUUGGUAUGGCAUGCUAUGUUCACA